Molecule: messenger RNA, 396 nt
Organism: Scheffersomyces coipomensis
Lineage: Eukaryota; Fungi; Ascomycota; Pichiomycetes; Serinales; Debaryomycetaceae
Product: histone H2A
Exons: 1
Coding region: 1-396 (131 amino acids)
Biological process (GO): heterochromatin formation
Cellular component (GO): chromatin; nucleosome
Molecular function (GO): DNA binding; protein heterodimerization activity; structural constituent of chromatin
Source: RefSeq, a predicted model, not a curated record
AUGUCAGGUGGUAAAGGUAAAGCUUCCGGAGCUGAAAAAGCUUCAACUACAAGAUCAGCCAAAGCUGGUUUAACUUUCCCAGUCGGUAGAGUUCAUAGAUUAUUAAGAAAAGGUAACUAUGCUCAAAGAGUUGGAUCUGGUGCUCCAGUUUAUUUAACUUCAGUUUUAGAAUAUUUAGCAGCUGAAAUUUUAGAAUUAGCUGGUAAUGCCGCUAGAGAUAAUAAAAAAUCGAGAAUUAUUCCAAGACAUUUACAAUUGGCUAUUAGAAAUGAUGAAGAAUUAAAUAAAUUAUUAGGUCAUGUUACCAUUGCUCAAGGUGGUGUUUUACCAAAUAUUCAUCAAAAUUUAUUACCAAAGAAAUCUGCCAAAUCUACCAAAGCUUCUCAAGAAUUAUAA